This is a messenger RNA of Daphnia pulicaria, 1504 nucleotides long. RefSeq names its product collagen and calcium-binding EGF domain-containing protein 1-like. Gene Ontology annotation, molecular function: calcium ion binding. NCBI's taxonomy places the organism in Eukaryota, Metazoa, Arthropoda, Branchiopoda, Diplostraca, Daphniidae. The transcript is spliced from 10 exons. The record is from RefSeq and is a predicted model, not a curated record. Bases 86 to 1318 code for a protein of 410 amino acids.
CAUCAAACAUGUUUGAUGGGGUGAAGCAGCAUUUUAUAAUUCGUCGGAACGGCAGUUGAGCACGAAUGCACCGCCAGUCAGCAGCAUGCAUAGCAGCCAACUGUUUCUCGUCACGAUCAUCCUCCUGCUAGUCGCUCAGUGGACCAGCUGUGGAUUUGUUAACGAUGAUGGAUUCUAUUUAACCGAAGAUUUGUCCGAUUCCGAAACCCUGCAGGCUGUUAGGCCGAGCCCCAUCGAGUGCCCAUCGGAAGAUGUUAUCGUCCAACGCUACCGAUGUCACGAUAAGGAAUCCGAUGGCUGGAAAGAUUGUUUCCAGCGUAGCUGCUGCCAAAAUUACACUUUUAUUGCCGGACGUUGCGUAGCGGCCGACAAGGAUCCCUGUACGCUCGACUUGUGCGAACAAAAAUGUUCCGUUUUCUUCGGUCGGGUCAUCUGCACUUGUUUCGUUGGGUACAAAUUUAAUGGCGAAAACCAGAAAAAUGGAAUACGACCUUACUGUAUCGACAUUGACGAAUGCGACGAAGAUAACGGGAACUGUGAGCAAGAAUGUCUCAACACUCCCGGCUCGUUUCAGUGCCGCUGUGGAAGCGGGUUUCAAUUACGUGAGGACGGUCGGACUUGCCAACCUGAAAGCGAUACCUCAGCCGCCGCCUCUGUGGUCGACGCCAACUCGACCGUAACGACGCAAUUGACCGCAAACAACAACAACGAAACUGUUAACGAAACAACGACUUUGCGGUGUCAAGCUUCUUGCGAGCACGUCACCAAAAUGGAACAGAAAAUGAAACGUUUGGAAGAAAAAAUUACAGCCAUGAGCACAGCUAUCAAAUUAUACAGCUUCGCUUCCGGACCCCCGGGUCCAGAAGGGCCUCCGGGACCAGAAGGACCACCUGGACCAAGAGGGUUUCCCGGACCCAACGGCGCACCUGGAAGUCCUGGACCAAUCGGAAGACCUGGCAAAUCUGGGGCAACCCAAUCACAGGCUUUAGAACAGGACGAUUUGCCUUUAGAUUCCUAUACAUUAAUCCCUAGUGGAGCUAAAGAUCAAGGGCCUCCCAGUAAAUUCUGUCGCUGCAAAAGAGGACCAAUUGGACCUGCCGGACCGAUCGGACAGAUUGGAGAGCGUGGCUUUCGUGGUGAGCCGGGAUCGAGAGGUGAAAAGGGCGAACCCGGAAAUUUCGAACACCUUCUCCUUCUACUCGCAGACCUCAGAUUUGACAUUAAAGCGCUCCAAGACAAAGUUUUCGUCGGUCAAUCACCACCUUUGAUGGACCUUCACGAAGCUAUUCGAUUGGAAUUGGCAGCUACCCGCCCUUAAUAAAAGCUUAUAGCCUUAAAAAUUCCCAACUACGCCAAUCUGUUUUACGACACAGAUAUUAAAUCUAUACACGCUGACAACAAGUAAUUAACUUUCUUAGAACUUCCCUUCUCUUAUUAUAUAACAAAAACAAUUACAACAAUGUAGUUCACCCCGCCUUAAUACACUCGUUAUUGAACUUAAAAA